AUGAAGUUUUCGUUCAAUCUGCCUCUGCUGCUCUCGGCUGCCUUCAUGGUAGCCCCUUCGUUGGCUCUGCCCAACAUCGGCGCCAUGAUGGCCAAGGGACCCAACGGCGAGCCCUCGCACCUGGAAAAGCGUCUGCUCUCUGCCGACCCUCUGAAGCUCAACUCGCUUGUCAACGACCUGAAGAGCAAGGUUGCUGAGCUCAACGCCAACGUGCCCAACGCCGGCGGCUUGAUGAACACCAAGAUCACCGACAUUACGCCCGACAAGAUCUACUCUGCCUUCGGCAUCCGACGUGAUGGUGGACUGCUGCCCCCCGGUGAGGACUCGGCGCACCCUUGGCAGGCUCCCGCCAAGGGCGCCAAGCGUGGACCUUGCCCCGGUCUCAACACGAUCGCCAACCACGGCUACCUGCCUCGCAACGGCAUUGUCAACCCGAUCGAGCUGCUCGUGGGUACGUUCAACGGUCUCAACCUCAGCCCGGAUCUUGCUGCGAUCCUGGCUGCCAUUUCGUUUGUGGGCAUGGGCGAUCUGCUCCAGAUGAAGCUCUCGAUCGGCGACCGCUACGGCCUGGGCGAUGGACUGAGCCACCACGGUAUCUUGGAAGGUGACGCUUCGGUGACGCGCAAGGACAACUACUUUGGAAACAGCUGGGAUGCGGACCCGAAGCUGGUGCAGCAGUUUAUCAACGAGACCAACACGUACGGCAAGGGUAACGUCGACAUUGUUUCGCUCUCCAACUCGCGCUUCCGUGCCUGGUCUCACGGCCGCGAGAACAACCCGGUGUUCGACUUCAACCCCUGGCGCAUGCUGGUCGCCUACGCCGAGAGUGGCUUUGUGCACGAGGUUCUGCGUGGCUCGUUUGUCAAGUUUGACGAGGACAUGAUCAAGAGCUGGUUCCUCAAGGAGAGGUUCCCCCCCGGAUGGAGCAAGCGCAUCGUCCCCUUCUCCACCCCCGAGAUCCUCGCCUGGGCCGGCAUCAUUCUGAUCCCCAAGCCUACCGUCCCUGGUUGGAGCAUUGGCAAGGGCGCGUUCAUCCCUCUGCCCACCACAGACGGAGCCUACAAGGAGCUGGCCUCUUUGCUCGACCCCAAGACCACCGGCGCCACGCUCGGCACUCUGUUCUGCGAUGCCGGCAACGCCGUCCUGGGCUUCUUCCCUACGCAGAUCACCAACCUCCUCGGUAACUUUGGCAUCAAGGGUGUCGGAACUACCUUCAAAUGCGCCUAA
Messenger RNA from Sporisorium graminicola, 1227 nucleotides. RefSeq lists its product as uncharacterized. Gene Ontology annotation, molecular function: peroxidase activity. Bases 1 to 1227 code for a protein of 408 amino acids. Lineage: Eukaryota; Fungi; Basidiomycota; Ustilaginomycetes; Ustilaginales; Ustilaginaceae. The transcript has a single exon. The record is from RefSeq and is a predicted model, not a curated record.